UUUUAUGCAAUUUUACAAUCAUGUUAUGUAGUUUAUCCCUGGCUUUACUCAAAUUAAAUAAUUCAUUGCACAAAUGGAAAUUAUUCCGGAAGACUUACAUGUUUUCAGAUUUUGAGAGGCACACCUGCAUCCAACAGAAAAGGCAAGAGCAAAAUUUCCAUCAUAGGUAUUCAUGCAAAAUGGAAUUUAGUAAUAUGCAAAAUAAUUUUUAACCAUUUGUCUCAUUCUACCCAGAAUCAUAAUUCUGGUUUCUCUGAAGAGCGCAAAGCAUGAGGUUUUAAGGGAAAAGAAAGACCCUGCAGUACGUCAACGGCGUAGCGGUAAAAACGCCGUGACGCUCGUCACGCACAGCGAACGACCCAAUGAGAGCAGGGGAGGGCGUUGCCGUCAUUGCAUAAAUGAACCAGAUGAAGGCAGCGGCAGGUACCACACACCUGUCAUUUCCACCUGAGCUUUCCCGGCGGAGCCGUCACAGACCAACCGAGACAAAGCAGAGAAUCCUUUGCUGGAGAAAAGGAAGCAAGAAAGAAGAAAGAAAUCAAAGAAGUUCUGACUGAGAAUGACUUCAGCUGACCCACAGGGCCAGCCACCUCACCUUUACAUCCCGCGGUUCUCCGGCCGAGGGCUCGAGAGCCCAGAAUUCAGCCUGAGCGAUGACCGCUUCCGCACCUCACCUCCUCUGCCUGGCCCCCAGCGGAUCACCCCUUCUACUCACGACCUCGGGGACUACGCCUACAGCUUCACGAACCCAUACCUGCAGUUCAGGGGCUCUGGACUGAACGCGGUUCAGCGCCUUAACGAAGCCCCCGCAGCAGGCAGCCUCUUCUUCUCCCACUACAAUCUGCAGAAGCCCUAUCUGGGCACCCUUGGGACCGAGGGCAUGGAGGCAGAAGCAAGCUGGUUGUCUCUACCGCUGCAGGAAGAUCUGGCGAAGCUGGUCAGACCUCCCUACUCCUUCUCCGCACUGAUCGCCAUGGCGAUACACAGAGCGCCCAACCAACGGCUCACUCUCAGUCAGAUCUACCAGUAUGUGGCCGAAAAUUUCCCCUUCUACGGCAAGAGCAAGGCGGGCUGGCAGAACUCCAUCCGGCACAACCUCUCGCUGAACGAAUGCUUCAAGAAGAUACCGCGGGACAAGGACGAACCAGGAAAGGGUAACUACUGGAUCCUUGAUCCCAACUGCGAAAAAAUGUUAGACAACGGCAAUUUCCGGCGCAAGAGGAAGAGGAAGUCAGACCCUACAAGUAGGGACGGGGCACCAGGGCCCCUCAAGAGCGGCGAAGGGAGCCUCGAACCCAUCGACGUUGCGUCCGGCAGCUCCACGGUACCCGAGAGGAGGAGAAGCCCCUCUCCCAUUCCCUCGGGGGAAUCUCCCUGUCUGAGCAGCUUUCUGUCAGAGAUGUCGGAGUUGGCCGCAGGGCUGGCGGACAUGGGCGGGGACCUUCUCAGCCCCUUGGUGGAGAGCUCGCAGACUGAGGUGUACGACUCCUACUCCGCAAAUAGCGCGUGGUCACAGUGGUCGGGCCCCAGGCCUCAGCCUUCCGAGUUCCUUUCCUCGCCACCUCAGUCCAUGCCAGUAUACAGUGACUCAUCUAUCGACCGGUCGAGCAACCGGUUUGAUCUGGAGGUGAGGGGCGCCGGGCUGCUCUGCCAUCAAGAGGGCACACAAGUUUAGAGAGUCACAAAAGAUCAGACGACACGUAGUCACCAUGUGCUCAUCCUGUUCCAGCUCGUAGAGAACUGACUCAUGCGUUGAGGACAGAAGUGAAUCAGACCUCAACUCCUGAUUCCAUUUGCAUGGGUGAACACAUUAACAUUUAUUAAUUCAUCUGACUCUUUUCCUCCAAGGCGAUUUACAACGUUAAGCUA
This is a messenger RNA of Scleropages formosus (Asian bonytongue), 1869 nucleotides long. Its product is annotated as forkhead box protein I1-like. Lineage: Eukaryota; Metazoa; Chordata; Actinopteri; Osteoglossiformes; Osteoglossidae. Bases 560 to 1675 code for a protein of 371 amino acids. The transcript is spliced from 2 exons. Gene Ontology annotation, molecular function: DNA-binding transcription factor activity, RNA polymerase II-specific; RNA polymerase II cis-regulatory region sequence-specific DNA binding. Gene Ontology annotation, biological process: cell differentiation; anatomical structure morphogenesis; regulation of transcription by RNA polymerase II. The record is from RefSeq and is a predicted model, not a curated record.